AUGUGCAGUCCCCGCUGUCGUAUCAACCUGCCCAGAUGCUUGCGGAUCUCGAGGCUCAAUGGCGAAACUGUGGAGGAGAUGUCCGAGGAGGUGAAGAACAUCGUCAACGACAGGCUGAACACCAAGCUGCCGCAACUGGAAGGCUAUACGCAAGCCCAAUGGGACGAGUGGUACCGCUCCCGGGGCAAGCGCUAUUCGAAGACGGAUGGGGAUGCAUGGAGCCGCUCCCGUCAGGCGUUGAAACAAGAUGGGGCUUCCUCCAGAGCGCGCUUCUGUGCACACCUGCUUGGGGAGCCCUUCGACACCUGCUUGCUCGACGAUGACGGCCAGAGCUUUCUCAACUGGCUUGUGGAGUGCGGCUUCCAGAAGGUCUUGCUGGACUGGUCGCACUUAAGUAGCAGUCCCAAGGUCAAGGAGCGGACGGAUGCUGAAGUGGAUCGCUGUGCACAGGGGCUUCUUAAGUUGAUGAACGAUUUCGAGCUCGUUUUCGUGCUUUCCAUACGCGAUAACGCUUACUCUAAUCGUCAGGGCGAACGGCUUCUCGAUCGCCUUCUUCGGGAAGCAAAGCCAGCAAAGAUACAGGUGCUGUACAACUCCUCGCGAGGAUUAGGCGAGAAGUCCACCGUCUACAAAUGCCCCGAAUCGCGUUAUCAGGACAGGGUGGUCGGAUAUGCCGGGGGUCUUGGUCCGGGAAAUGUCUUGCAGCAACUUCAUGAAAUGCGAUGGGUCGUACCACAAGGAAGGCAUGUAUUUAUUGAGGCCCAGUCGGGCGUCCGCGACAAGAAAAAGGACGAGUUUUCGAUCGACUUGUGCCGAGACUUUGCCGAGACGGUUGCCAAAAGCAGUUUCAACCCAGCGAAGGGCGGAGAGGUGUAUCCACAGUUUGAUGGCAGCUUAGUUCUUGGCGAUUCGGACACAAAGGUCUUGUACCCGGACACGGACUACGAGGUGACAGGCAUUGUGCAGUUGACAUUCUCAGUGAAGCCUGCUGGGACGGAGCAGACUGCUAAUGAUGCUAAUGUUUUCAUUGCAGGCUCCAUUGCUGAGAGGUACUUCGAGUUAGCUGACAUUGGCGGUGGGUUGCUGCCACCACAACUGACGAAUGACCGUCCAGGAGUGAAGAAAGCAUGCACUCCCUCUUCGCCAGUUUCUGCAGACAUCAUUCGCGACUACUUGCAGCCUCCACGCAGGAGUACCCUGAAGAUCGUGCGUUCGCCAGCUGCCAAUGGUCCACCUUAUCACGGCAACACUCCACUGGACUACUUGAAAAGGCUAUUGGAAUCACAUGCCUGGAUGAUCGCGAAAACGUGCCCAAAGAGGGAUGGGGAGCAUGCCACAGAAAUCUUGAAGAACUGGAGCCAGGGCCUUGUGGCAAGUAAUGAUGCUGGUGUUGGCGGUCAAGGCCAUAUGUCAGUGGCUUCUGCCGGAUUCGGAUCUCGGGCAGAGCCAAGGAAGGUUUUUCGAGGGAGUGAGAGGGACAGUUUGGCCGGAAGAGGCAUCGCCAUCGUGUCAAUUCCGGGUGCAGAUCCGGAGCUUUACAACACCGUGAUCCGCAUUUGCCUGGAGGACGGCAUGCAUUUUGCAGUUGUUUGGCUUUCAGAUUGGGGAGACGCUUGGUUUUAUGCCUGGCUGCGAAGUGUCACAGAUGCCUUGUUGCAUGGCUGUGUGCCUGUUGUUCUGACCUGGAGCGACGGAAAGAUCGGGCGUGCCCAAUCGGCGGAGGUCCUCGCUCUGGAGUUGCAGCCUCAGCAUUUACUCAACUCGGGUACCGCUUUCUGA
This is a messenger RNA of Symbiodinium necroappetens, 1779 nucleotides long. The record is from the annotation of a GenBank genome assembly. NCBI's taxonomy places the organism in Eukaryota, Dinophyceae, Suessiales, Symbiodiniaceae.